ACGCAACCGUCUCGACGCGAAUGCCCAUCACUAUCAGCCAGACCUCCACGUGAUCCGGUCGAUGGUUCGUGAUGUCAUUCAGUGGUACUUAGCCAGUGCAGUGUACCAGUGCCACAGACCCAACAGAGACUCGCGCCCGCGGUCCAUGCGUACCAUGUAAAGCGCGAUCAUGAGCUCGUACCAGUUCGUCAACUCCCUGGCCCAGUGCUACGGCCAGCAGCGCCCCGCGGAGCAGGCCGCCGCCCCCGGCUCCGACUACUACAACCCGAACGCCGCCGCCACGUCCUCGUACCCGCCGGCGUGCUACUCGCCGCCGCAGGUGGCCCCCCAGUACCCGCAGCACCCGUACGCCGCCCCCGCUCCUGGCCACGGCCUCCAGCCCGCCAUGGGCGACUACACCCAGCUGCAGCCGCAGCGCCUCGCCGCCAACCACCUGCACCACGCGAGCCCGGGGGCGCAGAGCCCCGGCAUGCUCAACCCCUCGGCCAGCUGCAAGUACGCGGAUUCCACCGCCUCCACGGGGGUGGCGUCGCCCCAGGACCUCAGCACCAGCGCGCCCGCGAGGUCCACGCCCCCGCUGCCCAGCAGCCAGAGCGGCGCGGCCACCUCAAAGACGUCGCCGCUUUCCGUCAGCACGUCGCCGCCGGGGAAGCCCGCCGCCGCCUCAACCGCCUCGCAGAACUUGUCCUCGCCGGCCUCGAGCACCAGCUCCACGUCGAGCAACGAGAAGGCCGGCGCCAACAACAACAACGCGAAGAGCGGACAGACGAGCAACCCACCGCAGAUCUACCCCUGGAUGAAGAGGGUUCAUCUCGGACAGAGUACUGUGAACGCAAACGGCGAAACGAAAAGACAAAGAACGUCGUACACACGUUAUCAAACUUUAGAAUUAGAAAAAGAAUUCCACUUCAAUCGGUACCUGACGAGGAGAAGACGAAUAGAGAUAGCACAUGCCUUAUGUCUGACCGAACGUCAAAUCAAAAUUUGGUUCCAAAAUCGACGGAUGAAGUGGAAAAAAGAACAUAAGAUGGCCAAUUUCCACCUGGCGUCCCUCCAGGACGAAGGCUACGCAUUCCACCAAGCCAUGGGGAUGGGAGGCAUGGGCCCUAUGCAGCGCGGUCUAUAUGCUUGCGGCAGCCCCUACAGCUAGCCCUGGGCCUCCUACAACGGAGACUGCGGCCCUUCGUAGGGCCACAUCGGAUCUAAGGGCGGUCUCCGGCCCGCGACACUACGGCGGAUCGCGAUUUCAGACCGAAACGUCGGCACGUGUCGGGGUUCACACUUAUUCCUUGUGCCAAUAGACGUUCAGAUGCGGUAUUGGUGGUGUCACUACUUAAGUAUAGUUCGUUCGUUUGGGGGUACACGUAGUAUAGGUCGUUUUGGGAGAUGUACCUCGCAGAUGAGGGACGAAAAGGGGCGUGUCACGAAUUUUCGAAAAAUCGUGUGAGGGAUUGAGAUUCUGUUGAAAUUUGGCUGGUGCAAGGUGUAUGCUAAGAUAAUAAAGUUUAAAGUUGUGUUUAUAACAACUAUUUCAAAAGAAUUGUGACAAGUUACACUUAGGCGGCAGAAUAUUGACAGUUACUGAUAAUAAAACAAACUCUAAAAAACUAUAUAUUGUAUGCUGGAUAAUACCAUAUUUUGUUUUAAAGCAACAAUAAUUGUUACAAUUUUUUCGAUGUUUUAUACAUGGCUCUGAAAAGAUUACUGCUAAUGUUUUGUUAAAAAAUAACGAAUUCUUAAUGAAAUAACUCUUUAACGAUUGUGCACUUGACUUUUUUUGCCAAUGGAACUUAAUUUGUAGGUACUAUUUUUUUUAAUUUAUUGAAAGUGUCGAAAUUAUAGGAAGUUUGCAACAAAAAACAAUACAGCAGAAUAAAUAAAAUGCUUUACUUUUUUUCUGUUCGAAUUUAUCUUUAUCUUUCCCGCAAUGUGUAUACACUUAAAUUUGUUACUUAAAA
Molecule: messenger RNA, 1958 nt
Organism: Zophobas morio
Lineage: Eukaryota; Metazoa; Arthropoda; Insecta; Coleoptera; Tenebrionidae
Gene: Cx
Product: homeotic protein Sex combs reduced-like
Exons: 3
Coding region: 170-1150 (326 amino acids)
Biological process (GO): anterior/posterior pattern specification; positive regulation of transcription by RNA polymerase II
Cellular component (GO): nucleoplasm; nucleus
Molecular function (GO): DNA-binding transcription factor activity, RNA polymerase II-specific; RNA polymerase II cis-regulatory region sequence-specific DNA binding
Source: RefSeq, a predicted model, not a curated record